AUGAGGACUAUAGGGAGGCCGAGGAGGGGGCAGCCGCUGGGGUAUAGAGCGAAUGGCGUGGCGGUGACGGCUGCGUCGCCUGAGGUUAUGGAUACGGGGAAUUUUGCUGGGAUUAUGGAUCAGUUUCUUGAUGAUUUGGGGACGCCGCUGCCGUCUUUUGACAUGGGCUUUUCGACAGAGCAGGAUAAUGUUCAGGGACAGGAAGCGUUGCCGUCGGAUUUGUUUAAUGGAGCGGCUAUGCAACAGGACCAGAACGGGGUGUACCCAGGAACCGCGGAAAAGGCGAUGGACAUGACGCCGACAUCUCAGAAUACCGAGAACAUAACGACAGCUGGACUCUCGUCUCAAAAAUGCUCCUGCAUCGAGCUGGUUAAUCAGCACUUCUCGGAUAUCGAGAGCUCGCUCGAGACAUUCCAGACCCUCAAAGUCUUGAAGCAGUCUCUCGCAUCAGCAAGGACCAUCCUUGAAUGCACAGUCUGCUUCCAAUCCAUCAAGAGCCCACGUACAUCACGGAAUGUCUAUCUGUUGGGCUCCCUUCUAUCCAGCAUUGGCUCCUCCUACGGCGACUUUUUCUACGCACAGAAGCAGCAAACCGCCGAGUCCUCGGUAUCCGGUACACCGAUCCGUCUUGUCGUCGGACAACAGCCAGAUGCUCAGGAUAUGGUUGAGCUUUCCCUCGAAGGACCAAGUUACAUCGCUUUUCUACAGGCAAGUCUGAAAGGGGAGUUGGAUUGUCUUGUGAAACUGGGUGAAGGGUUGGCGACGAGACAGAGUCAGCUCCAUACCGAAGGUCACGAGAACUGCGAGACGGGGACGAGCUGCUCGAAUACAGAGUCACUACCGACAACGAAACAUCCAACUGAGGUGUGUCCGAAGGAAGUUGACAUGACGACUGCUUGUGCAUGCUUCAGGACUGUAGACCAGGUCAAGGCUGCGAUAGCAGAGGCGCAAAGAAUCAUCUCGGCAUGA
This is a messenger RNA of Fusarium proliferatum ET1, 969 nucleotides long. RefSeq lists its product as uncharacterized. The coding region runs from base 1 to 969 and encodes 322 amino acids. The transcript has a single exon. Lineage: Eukaryota; Fungi; Ascomycota; Sordariomycetes; Hypocreales; Nectriaceae. The record is from RefSeq and is a predicted model, not a curated record.